Molecule: messenger RNA, 1589 nt
Organism: Pelagomonas calceolata
Lineage: Eukaryota; Pelagophyceae; Pelagomonadales; Pelagomonadaceae
Source: the annotation of a GenBank genome assembly
GCCGUCACAACCCAAUGUCAUAGGCCGCAGCACGCCAGCAGCAUGCGAUGGAUCUUGGCAGCGCUGCUCUGCGCCGGCACCCGCGCGACGGGCAAAGGGCCGGUGGGCAUCUAUGUCAUUGACGACCGCUACGCCGCGGUCGCGGACUCGAACGCGAAUGCGUUGUUAAUCGUAGACGUAUUGCGAGGCGGCGUCGCUGGGAGCCGGCGCUGGCCCUCGCCCAAAAAUGACACGAAGGAGUGGUACUCGCUCACGGGCGUGGCGAGCUGCGCCAACUGCAGCUUCGCGUACCUCACGACCAACCACGGCCCCGCAUUCUGGCGCAUGGAUUUGACGAAGCCGCUCGCCGCCCUGGCGCACGCCGACGAUUUUGCUGAUUUAGCGCGCGCGACGCUCGUCGAGCUGCCGUGCCUCCGUUCCCUGGACGCCAACACGCGCAUGGUGGCCCUCAAGCGAGACGGGUCGGUCGGGUUCGUGGCCCUCAAGGCCGCGGGCGUGGCGGCCUUCGCGCCCCGCGCUAUUCAUGCGUCGGCGAAACGGUGCGACUCCUUGAACGUGCGCCUCGUCGCAUCCAAGGACGCCAUGCGGGGGGGCAAGACCUUCGCCGGGCUCGCGUUGAGCCGCGACGACGCGACGUUGUACGUCACGGCCGAGAACGGCGUCUUCUCCAUCCGGGCGACCGGCACUUUCCAGAAGCGGGCCGAGAAAUUAACGGGCGAGCCCGCGUGCGGCCUCCACAACGUCCACCUCCGGGAGACGGCCCCGCAAAAUGGCCACCUGUACGUCGUGGGCCACCCCUCCGCCGAUAACGCGGGCAUGGCCGUCUACCGCUUGGGAAAGAAAAAGGGCGCGUGCGCGCUCGUCGCGGGCGACGUCAACAAGCACGAGGACUGGCGCGACGGCGCGGGCGCCGCCGCGCGGUUCAGCCGGCCGCACCAGAUGGCGGCGUUCCGCGCGAACGAGCUGCUCCUCACGGAUAUUGAUAACCGCGCGGUGCGACGAAUCACGCUCGCCGACGGGCGCGCCUCGACCGUGCCCUACGACAACAACCACUUGUACACGGAACUCUGGCGAUUGGGCGGUCCACAGCGUCACGACCAUGGACAGUACGUUUACCCGCUGGGCGACCGGUUCCCGUCAACACACGCGACGCCUCUCAGUGAGGCGGACCGCAACCGCGACGUCGGCGUGGAUCCCGCGCCGGACAACGAGUCGGCGACCGCGGCGGCGGCGGCCGCCGCCUGCGCGGCCCGCGGCGCCGCGCUCUGCCCGCCCGCCGCGCUGCGCGACGACGGCGUGCUGGGGCGCCUCCGGCGGAGCGCCGCGUGGACGAGUCAGAGCUGCCAUUCCUGCUGGCUCCACUGGCCGGGCGAGUGUCCGAGGCCCAAGGCCCACGAGCAAGCAAAGAAGCGCACCUCCGCCGCCUGGGGCGCCGGGUACCAGAUGGUCGCGCGCGUUGGCGCGGGGGAUGUUCGCUUCGAGUGCACGGAUGUGAAGAAAAAGGUCGGGACGAGGCCCCUCUGCUGCAGCAGUUCCAACGGACCGGCCGCAUAAUUGUGAUGUUUGAAUGGUUAAACUUAACGUCUGCG